UUCCGCCCGCGAGCGGAAAUGCAAGAUCCUGCGAACAUGGCGGCGUCGAAGGUGAAGCAGGACAUGCCCCCUCCCGGGGGCUACGGCCCCAUCGACUACAAGCGGAACCUUCCGCGUCGGGGACUGUCGGGCUACAGCAUGUUUGCUGUGGGCAUUGGGACCUUGCUCUUCGGGUACUGGAGCAUGGUGAAGUGGAACCGGGAACGCAGGCGCCUACAGAUUGAGGACUUUGAGGCCCGAAUUGCACUGAUGCCGCUGUUUCAGGCAGAGAAGGACCGGAGGGUCCUGCGGAUGCUCCGGGAGAACCUGGAGGAGGAGGCCAUCAUCAUGAAGGAUGUGCCUGACUGGAAGGUGGGCGAGUCCAUGUUCCACACAACGCGGUGGGUUAACCCUAUAAUGGGUGAGCUGUACGGGAUGCGCCCCAACGAUGAGAUUGUCAAUGCCACCUACGGCUUUAUAUGGUACACGUAGAGCCUGCACCCCUUGGAUGUCUGCACCCUAACCCCUCCCUACCAGAAGAGAAUAAAGACUCUGGAGACCACC
Condylura cristata (star-nosed mole) is the source of this 543-nucleotide messenger RNA. RefSeq names its product NADH dehydrogenase (ubiquinone) 1 alpha subcomplex, 13 (gene NDUFA13). The coding region runs from base 19 to 471 and encodes 150 amino acids. NCBI's taxonomy places the organism in Eukaryota, Metazoa, Chordata, Mammalia, Eulipotyphla, Talpidae. The transcript is spliced from 5 exons. The record is from RefSeq and is a predicted model, not a curated record.